UUCGUGGUAACGCGGUCUUCUUACUCGCCGUAGAAAAUAUUACAUUCACCAAAUAAAAAGUGUUAACGCCGGCAAACACUUUUAAAAAAUCAAAAGCAUUUAAAAAAAAAAAAUCAGUGUGCUAGAUCACCUAAUGGAUCAAUGUUUAAUUCAAAAGUACAAAAACCAAAAGCAACAAAAUUUUACUAAAAAUUACGCUCUCAAGCAAUUAUGACGUUCUGCAGCCGAUUGGUGAACGAAUCGGUGCCCAGAAUGUGUGUCAUAUCAACAAACAAAGUAGUCCAAACAAAAUCAUCAACAACAACGUUAUCAUCGAGAACUAUAAAACUGAAAUCAAUAAAAACGAAAUACUUUACUAGCAAAUGGCUCUUAACGAUAAUAAUCGGUUUCUUAAGUCUAUCGUGCAUUGUCGUCAAUGGCGUCCAUGUACCCGGCCCGGGUCCGGGAAGUCUAUCAUCAUCCGCCCAAUAUACAGCAUUUCCACGACGACGAUCAUCCGCCGACGGAAGUGGACAAAUGCAAUCGCGAGCAGUUGAUAAAACGGUCUAUUUAAAUGUCGACGAAGGUAAACCUCGGGGUACCGUAGUCGGCUCAAUAACAACCGAACCAGGAUUCACCUAUCGCUUCAAUGAACCACCUCGAGAAUUCACCCUCGACCAAAAUACCGGCGAAAUCAAAACUAACAUGGUCCUCGAUCGCGAAGGAAUGCGUGACCGCUACGAUCUGGUGGUGCUAUCCAGUCAACCAACUUAUCCCAUCGAAGUCCGCAUCACCGUGAACGAUGUGAAUGACAACCCGCCAGAGUUCCCCGAACCCAGUAUAGCGGUUUCCUUUCCAGAAAGUGCCGCCUCAGGAACUCGUAUCCUUCUUGACGCAGCAACCGAUCGCGACACAGGUGUGAACAGUGUCACCGAUGACUAUCGCAUUGUCGACGGCGAUCAUGACAACAAGUUCCGCCUCGCUGUAACCACCAAUCCUAGCGGUGAUGUGUCAUACCUCCAUUUGGAAACUACCAAAAGCCUCGAUCGCGAAUCUUGCGGAUUCUACUCACUAAACAUCUCCGCCCGUGACGGAGGCUAUCCACCACUCUUCGGAUACCUCCAGGUCAAUGUGACCAUUGUCGAUGUAAAUGACAAUCCACCGAUUUUCGAUCACAGCGACUACAACGCCUCACUAAUUGAAUCCGUACCGCCUGGUACACCGGUUCUCCAAGUCAUGGCAUCCGAUAAUGACUUGGGUGAUAAUAGCAAGAUCACAUACUACCUGUCCGAUUCCGAGACUCAAUUCACCGUCGACCCAGAGACAGGUGUCAUUUCGACGACCCAACGUCUAUCGUGUAAAGACCCCAAUUGCCAAACCGACUCGUGUUCGAAAAGUUGCGUGUUCACUGUAUUUGCCCGUGAUCAUGGUUCACCUCGUCAAGAUGGACGCACUUAUGUCACCAUCAGCUUAGUCGAUACCAAUGAUCAUGAUCCAGUGAUAAGAUUCCAGUAUUUUCCACCAACCGGCAGUUUUGCCACUGUCGACGAGAACGCACCAAAUGGCAGUGUAGUAGCUGCAGUAUCUGUAGUUGAUAUGGAUGAGGGCUUAAAUGGUGACACUAGCAUCAGGAUUGUAUCGGGCAAUGAGAUGCAACAUUUCCGCUUGGAAAAAACACCCAGUUUUGAUAUUGUGCGUGUAAAUGGUGCACUUGAUCGCGAAGAGAUCGGAAAGUACAAUCUUACAGUGGUGGCCAUUGACAAAGGAACACCACAACGAACAGCUACCGCAUACCUCAUCAUUCAUGUGAACGAUGUCAAUGAUCAUGAGCCGGUAUUUGAGAAAUCAGAAUACACUGCGGUUCUGAGUGAACUAGCUCCACCGGGUACCUAUGUCGCUAGCAUCACUGCCACCGAUGAAGACACUGGGGUCAAUGCACAAAUUUCCUACACCUUCGUCUCCGGCAACGACAAGCAAUGGUUUACCAUUGAUCCCGCCUCUGGUUUGAUAACAACACGCGCCGCUUUAGAUCGUGAAAUUCAGGGCACCGUCGAACUAAAUAUAUCGGCGCGGGAUGGCGGACCCAAUCCAAAAUGGGCACACACCGAACUUAAAGUUACCAUACUCGAUGAGAACGACGAAGCGCCACAAUUUUCCCAACCACACAUCAAUGUGAGUUUAAGUGAAAAUACCCCAGCCCAGGCUUUAGUUGCAAUGCUUACAGCCGCCGAUCACGAUCAGGGAACGAAUGGCAGUGUCACCUAUACAUUGCCAGCGAUCGUUCAACAAAAAUAUCCCGAUCAAUUCGCCCUUGACUCGUUGACUGGUCAAUUAACAACCAAACAUGAGCUAGAUCGUGAGACGAUCGCACAUUAUGAGAUUUUUGUGGUAGCUCGCGAUCAGGGUGCACCACCGCAAUCAUCAACUGCUACCGUCUAUUUAACCGUCGAGGAUAUCAACGAUAAUAGUCCGGAAUUUUAUCCCAAACAAUAUUUCCAAACAAUUGCCGACGAUACACCGAUUGGAACGUCGAUAUUGAAGGUUAGUGCGACUGAUCGUGACUUUGGUGAUAAUGCUUUAAUUACUUAUAAGCUGGAGAGCGGCGAUGUUGAUGAUCUAUUUACUAUUGAUAGUCGUUCGGGGGUGAUCAGUUUGCGUGGUAAUUUGCGUCAAUCGUCGGCGGCUGGAUCGGGAUCGGGAUCCACAUCAUCGACAAAGAGCUCCAAUAAAGCUUUAUACAAGUUAAAAAUUUCAUCAAAGGAUCAUGGCGGUCGUCGAUCGGAACGCGAUGCGAUCGUUGAAAUUCUUAAACAAUCAAAAAUGGAAAGUUUAGAUUUUGACUCCUUUACUGGAUAUGAAUUCCAGAUUGUCGAGGAUCAUGGGAGCACAGCAAAUCCCGAUAUUGGCCGUGAAGUGGGAAAGGUACAAGUUAAACCAAUGAACAAACACCAACAACAACAACCAAUCGAAUAUGCCAUUGUCUUUGGUGAUCCUGAUGAAAAUUUCGAAAUAAAUCCUCGCACCGGGGUCAUAACAACAGCCAAACGGAUCGAUCGUGAAUCGAUGAUUCAAUAUACUUUAACGAUAGUUGCCCGCACCGGAUUGGCAUACGGCCGUACAACAGUCAACAUAUCGAUUCUAGAUCUAAACGAUAAUGCACCAAUUUUUGCCCACGAUCGUGAUGAGAUCUUGCUGCCCGAGAAUUCUGCCGUUGGUCAAGAGGUUUACUUGUCACGGGCUCGUGAUAGAGACUCGGGAAUUAAUAGUCAUGUAUCUUAUAGUCUUACAUACAAUCCCGAUGAGCAAUUUCGUAUUAGUGCUGCAACUGGGGUAUUAUACUUGAAUCGACCGAUCCGUGCUGAGCCGGGGACAGUUUUGCACGUUGAGCUGACAGCAACUGAUGGUGGUACACCGAUGGCGCUGUCGUCGAAAAAUACCAUCACCAUACAGAUAGCUGAUGUUAACGAUCAUACACCUGUCUUUGAUCAUACGUCCUAUGAGACGUCUCUGUUGGAAUCGACACCGGUGAAUGCGCGGUUUUUUGCAUUGGCCGCUUCUGAUGCCGAUUUGGGGGCAAAUGGAAGGAUAUCGUAUGAAAUAAUUGAGGGGAAUAAUGAGGGGAAAUUUGGGAUAUUCCCUGAUGGAUAUUUGUUUGUCAAGUCUCAGUUGGAUAGGGAAGAAAAGGAUUAUUAUUCAUUGACAAUUGCUUGUAAGGAUGCCGGACAACCGUCGCGAUCGUCGGUGGUGCCGGUGAUUAUUCAUGUCAUCGAUGAGAAUGACAAUGCACCGCAGUUUACCAAUCAAACGUUCACCUUUAGCAUACCGGAGAAUGAGCCGGUGGAUUCAUUUGUUGGCAAAUUGACCGCAUAUGAUCGUGACAUUGGCCGGAAUGCCGAGUUGAUAUUCUCACUGUCAUCGCAAGAGGCUGAUUUUACGAUUGAUUCGAGAUACGGUUUCAUUAAGACACUGCAUCCGUUCGAUCGUGAAGAAUUGGUGCAGAAUCAGAAUCAGAAUUUCUUGCAAUUGGAGGCGAUUGUAAGUGAUAAUGGGUUGCAAAGAUUGCGGGAUAAGGUUAAAGUGAGGAUUUACAUUACGGAUGUUAAUGAUAAUGCACCGCAGUUUUUGCGGGCGCCAUAUAAAGUGCAAAUAUCGGAGGGAUCUGGUGUUGGGACACAGGUUAUAAGGGUUUACACGAUCGAUGCCGAUGAGGGUUUGAAUGGUGAUGUGUAUUAUUCGAUAACGGAUGGCAAUCAGGAUGGUAGAUUUGCGGUGGAUGAUGCAACGGGUCAGGUUUCGUUGGCAAAACAAUUGGAUAGGGAGACAAAGGCGGUUUAUAAGUUGACAGUUGUGGCGAGGGAUGCUGCUUUGAAGGGACAGCUGUCAGCGAGUACGACAAUUAGUGUGGAAGUGUUGGAUGAGAAUGAUAAUGCGCCAGAGUUUACGCAAACAGAUACACAGAUUUCGGUGAGGGAGACGAGUCCGAUUGGUACGGAGCUGAUGAAGUUUAGGGCGAGUGAUUCGGAUUUGGGAAUGAAUAGCCAGGUGACGUUUUCGAUAUCGGCGGGCAAUCGGAAGGAUACGUUUCACAUUGAUCCGAUAAGUGGGUCGUUGUAUUUGCAUAAGUCUUUGGACUAUGAAGAUACUACGACUUAUAUAUUGAAUAUCACUGCCUCAGAUGGGGGUACACCGAGACUGUCCACCACCAUCAUGUUUACCGUGAAUGUUGUGGAUGAAAAUGACAAUCCACCGAAUUUCCCUAACACAGCGAUUGUUCGGCAGAUAAAGGAGGGUAUUGCUAUCAAAACUCCAAUUGUCACAGUGACAGCUGAAGAUCCAGACUCUGGAGCGAAUGGAAAAGUGACUUAUGCAAUUUCCAAACAAGAACCUGAAGUUGGUGGGGGAAGACAUUUCGGAAUUAAUAGAACUACCGGAGUGAUUCACACGUUGCGACAAAUUGAUCGGGAGACAAUUGAUACUUUUCGAUUGACAGUUGUGGCAACUGAUCAGGCUGAUCCUCCGGCAAAGAGACUUUCGGCAGAGAAGAUUGUGACAGUGAUAGUUGAGGACAUUAAUGACAAUGCGCCAGUGUUUGUGUCGAUGAAUGCAGCGAUUCUCCCACUGCAUAGUAAGAAUCAUGUGAAUCCAGGUCGAGAUGGAUCGGUGAUUAUGUACGUCAACGCUCGUGACGCUGAUUCUAGUACAAACGGCUUAGUGACCUACGAAAUGGUUAAUGGAAAUACAGAUUUGUUCAAGUUACACCGUAACACGGGAGCGAUUUCCCUCCAACGAUCAAUUGCAAACCCUGAAGUUCGUUACCAAUUAGCCUUAAAAGCCACUGACGAAGCGGUACAAUCUGAACGCAAAAGCUCCGAUGCUUAUAUAACGAUUAUUGCAACAUCGGCAAUUAAUAACGGUCCGGUAUUCGAUCAACGAGAGCAAAUCGGUAGUGUUUAUGAAAAUGAACCAACGGGUACGAGUAUAUUGACGGUUAGUGCUCGCCUCAAUUCGGCCGAAAUUGAGUUUUACGUGACCAAUGUGACAAGUGUUGGUAUAAAUGGCGGUGCAAAUAAACAAGUUGAUCGUUUAUUCGAUAUUGAUACAAAAUUGGGAAUUCUAUCAACAGCUAAGGAAUUGGAUCGUGAGUCUGGAGUUGAUACGUACGAGAUUGAAGUUUAUGCUAUUGCAUUGGGCGGUGCACUAAGGACCACAAGUACUAAGGUGAAAGUAACAGUAUUGGACAAAAACGACAGUCCACCAGUAUUCCGUGAUAUUCCGUUGACAUUUAGUGUUAGCGAAGACCUUGGUGCUGGUCAUACAGUUGCAACAAUUCGUGCCACCGAUCCAGACACAUUGGGAACUCUGACCUAUACAAUGAUCAAUGGGGACGAUGGUAAAUUCUUACUUGAACCGGACACGGGUAAAUUGCGCCUAAAGGACGCUCUGGAUCGUGAAACCAAAGAUGUUUAUCACCUGAUUAUACGUGUCACCGAUGGUGUACAGCAUACAGAAACCACUGUUAUCGUACAGGUUACGGACACAAACGACAAUCCGCCGGUAUUCUCGGAAGCUGUUUACUCAUUUGACAUACCGGAGAACGCACCACGAGGCUAUCAGGUCGGUGUUAUCUCGGCGACGGAUCCAGAUUUGGGUAAUAAUGCAAUGGUCUCGUAUACGGUAAUCUCCGAUUGGGCUAAUGAUGUGUUCAGUUUGAAUCCGCAAACUGGUGUCUUUACGCUGACAGCUCGUCUUGAUUAUGAGGAGGUGCAACAUUAUAUUCUGGUUGUACAAGCACAAGAUAAUGGACAUCCAAGUUUAUCGACCACAUUAACAGUUUACUGUAAUGUUCUUGAUUUGAAUGAUAACGCACCGGUAUUUGAUCCUAUGAGCUAUUCAAAUGAGAUUUUUGAGAAUGUUUCGAUUGGAACGCCAGUGGUAACAGUUAGUGCAACAGAUAUUGAUUCAGGAGAUAACGGUCGGAUUGAGUACAGCAUAACAGCGGGUGACGAUAAUGAUGAUUUUGAAAUUGCACAAAACGGUACAAUUCGUACGAAACGUGAACUCGAUCGUGAAGCAAAGAACUCGUACAAUUUAGUUGUGACCGCAAGAGAUUGUGCCAAGGAGCCUGAACAACGGAAGUUAUCUUCGACAGUACAGGUGACUGUUGUCCUAAAAGACGUCAACGAUGAAUCACCCAUCUUCACCUCAGCCAAUGAAACAUCAAUAAUGGAAAACAUCGCUGUCAAUACCGUAGUAAUGGCUGUCAAAGCCAUUGACCGUGACGAGGGUCGCAACGGCUACAUCGAGUACAUCCUAGCUUCCGAACAAUCCGUACCCUUUACUCUUGGCCCAGUUGAUGGUUUACUCCGUGUCGCCGGUCGUCUAGAUCGCGAAAUACGUUCCAGUUAUCUUCUGAGUGUCACAGCACGUGACCGUGGUGAACCACCACGUUCAACACAAACUCAAAUCUCUGCCAAAAUUCUCGAUGAAAAUGACAAUAGCCCAGUAUUCGACCCAAAACAAUACAGUGCCUCAGUAGCAGAAAAUGCCAGUAUUGGAGCAAUGGUCUUACAAGUUUCCGCAACCGAUAUUGACGAAGGCUCCAAUGGCAGGGUGCGGUUUUCUAUAGCAGCUGGUGACAAUAAUCGUGAUUUCAGUAUUAGCGAGGAUUCGGGUGUCGUGAGAGUUGCCAAGAAUCUAAAUUACGAAAGGAAAUCUCGCUAUGUUUUGACCGUACGUGCUGAAGAUUGUGCUGCCGAUGUUGCUGCUGGUGGAGCAGCAGUCGAAACAAGAUAUGAUACUGCUGAAUUGACUAUCGUCAUCACUGACAUUAAUGAUAAUCCGCCAACAUUUUUGGAUUCACCUUAUCUGGCUUAUGUUAUGGAGAAUGUUAUACCGCCGAAUGGAGGUUAUGUUAUAACAGUGAAAGCCUAUGACGCCGAUACACCGCCAUUUAACUCACAAGUUCGUUACUUCCUGAAGGAAGGCGAUGCCGAUUUGUUCCGCAUUAAUGCAUCAACUGGCGAGAUAUCCUUGCUGCGUGCUUUGGACCGUGAGAUGCAAGCUGAAUAUACACUUACCCUUGUUGCUAUGGAUACUGGAUCACCACCAUUAACUGGUACUGGAAUAGUUCGAGUAAUCGUUCAGGAUAUGAAUGAUCAUCGACCAGAAUUUGCUCGCCAAUCUUACCAUGCUACAGUUCAGGAGAAUCUAGCAAUUGGAACAAAAGUUCUUCAUCCCAUUGCUACUGAUAAGGAUACUGGCCUAAACGCUAAGAUCCGUUUCAGCUUGUUGGGUGAAAAAAUGGAGAAAUUUCAUGUAAAUGCUGAUACUGGAGAAAUUACCACAGCAGCAGUUCUGGAUCGUGAAGAAACUUCGGUCUAUUAUCUAACUUUAAUGGCUCAAGACAGUUCUGCUACGGAACCCAAGGCUUCAACUGUCAAUCUUACCGUUACUAUUCUUGAUGUCAAUGAUAAUGCUCCAGUUUUUGAAAGUUCGAAUUUUAAUGUUUACGUUCCUGAUAAUAUCAAAAAUGGUGAAUUUAUAUUCGGAGCUAGAGCUAUUGAUUUGGAUGAUGGAGAAAAUGCUGAAAUAGUCUAUUCACUUAGUGGAAAUGAUUCGAAUAAGUUUGUUAUCAACAAAAAGUCAGGAGUUAUUAAGACAAAAGUUGAAUCAUGGUCAAGUAUUGGAGGAAGUGGAAGUAGUAAGAAUUAUUCAAUAGUUAUGCAUGCUACUGAUCAAGGAACUGAUCCUCGAAGUGCUAAAGCCACAUUGAAUAUUCAACUAAGUCAAGCUUCAAAGUUCCCAACAUUCUCCUACAUGCCUAAUACUCAAUUCACCCUAUCCGAAGAUGUGACAGAAGGCAAGUUUAUUACGAAAAUCCAAGCUACUUCACCAAAACGUGAUGCUUCAGGAAAUAUUAGAUAUUCCAUCGCUGGUGGAAAUAUUGAUGAAGCUGUACGAAUUAAUCCUGAAACUGGUGAAACAACUAUUGGAAAAGACGGACUUGACUAUGAGACAGCACAUCAGUAUGAAAUAUGGAUUGAAGCAGCUGAUUCGGAUACGCCAAGUCUGAGAAGUGUUAUGUUGUUGACAAUUAAUGUUACCGAUGCUAAUGAUAAUGCUCCAGUAAUGGAGAAAUUGAUUUAUAAUACUGAAGUUUUUGAAGAAGAACCUGAACAAUCAGUGAUUAAAGUGAAAGCUAUUGAUCGUGAUUCGGCGGAAAAUGGAGAAGUUACUUAUCGUCUGGUGAACGAUUUUGAUGAGUCUUUUGAAAUUGAUCAUUUGGGUGAAAUAUUUACUAGAAUUUCUCUCGAUCGUGAAGAAAUUCCUUCGUAUGAACUUGUUGUCGAAGCUGUUGAUCAAGGUAUACCACAAUUGACAGGAAGUGCUACUGUCAUUAUCACAGUUUUGGAUAAAAAUGACAAUCCACCAAGAUUCACUCGAUUAUUUAGUGUAAAUGUUACUGAAAAUGCUGAAAUUGGAAGUUUUGUUAUCAAAGUGACUUCUUCCGACUUGGAUACUGGUGUAAAUGCUAAUGCAACUUAUAGUUUCACCGAGAAUCCUGGUGAGAAGUUCAUCAUUGACCCCAUAACUGGAAAUGUUUCAGUAGCUGCUCAUUUAGAUCGUGAGCAACAGGAUGAGUAUCUCCUCAAAGUAGCAGCUUCAGAUGGAGCCUGGCGUUCAGAAACCCCUUUGACAAUCACAAUUCAAGAUCAGAAUGACAAUGCCCCAGAGUUUGAACACAGCUAUUACAGUUUCAAUUUCCCCGAGCUACAACGUCCAGUGGCAUUUGUUGGACAAGUUAUUGCCACCGAUCGUGAUAAACAAGGACCUAAUUCGGUGAUUUCAUACUCUCUUCAACAUCCAUCAGACUUAUUCACAAUUGAUCCAGCAACUGGAGAGGUUCAUAGCAAGCGAACAAUCGGUUAUAAACAUUCUCAAGUUGAAGCUUCGCCGGAGAAUAUGUACUCAAUGACAAUUCUAGCGACUGAUAAUGGCAAACCUCCAAUGUACUCGGAAUGUCUUGUUAAUGUUAACGUAGUCGAUGCCAACAAUAACCCACCAAAGUUCGAGUCUCGAGGAUAUUUGUCACCGGUUCCUGAAGAUGCCAAAGCUGGACAAAAGAUUGUUCAAGUUGUUGCGAAAGAUGAACUCGACUAUGGUGUAAACGCAGAGAUUGACUAUUCUAUUGUCGGUGGUAACGGAACUUCAUACUUCUCCAUCAACAAACAAGAUGGUUGGAUCUCAGUCUCGAAACCAAUUACAGUUCCACCAAACGCAGCCUUUGCCCUAAGAAUUAAAGCAAUUGAUCGUGGAGUUCCACCACAAAGCGAUGAAGUUCAAGCAACUGUCAUUGUGACAGGUGAGAAUAACUAUUCACCGGAAUUCACUGCCCUAAGUUACCAAGUGAUUGUUGCUGAAAACCAACCGAUAGGCGCAAAAAUCGUUACUGUCGAGGCUUCGGAUCGAGAUGAUGGUCCGAAUGGAAUGAUUCGAUACUCGAUCUCUGGUGGAAAUGAAAGAAAGGAAUUCACAGUUGAUGCAGUUUCAGGGGCUGUCACUAUUCUUCAACCUCUAGACUAUGAUCAAAUUAGGGUCUAUAGGUUAAAUAUUACCGCUGAAGAUUUGGGCUUCAAGUCAAAGAGUGCUGUUGCAAUGCUUACCGUUAUCCUCACCGAUAUCAAUGACAAUGCUCCAGAAUUCAAUCAAACUAAGUAUCAUUCAUAUUUGGCAGAGAAUCAGCCACCGAAUACCUUCGUUUUCCAAGCUCAUGCAACCGAUAUAGACUCGCCUGUUAAUGCUGUCAUUCGAUACUCAAUUACUGGAGGAACUGGUCGGAAUCUCUUCAAGAUCAAUCCAACUAACGGAAUGAUCAAUUCAACUGCUAGUUUUGAUUAUGAGGAAAAGAAAGAGUAUCUCCUACAAGUCCUGGCUCAAAACCCAGACUCAGUGAUGCAGGGUUAUGCUGAGGUUAUUGUCCACAUUACUGGAGUCAAUGAGUACUAUCCACAGUUUAUUCAACCUGUGUUUCACUUCGAUGUUUCGGAAUCAGCUGAAGUUGGAACAGUUAUUGGGUCUAUUCAAGCCACGGACAAGGAUGCCGGUGAAGAUGGUAAAGUCUACUACUUAUUGGUAGGUUCCAGCAAUGAUAAGGGCUUCGGAAUAAACUCCGAAACAGGAGUUAUGUUCGUUUCAAGAAAUCUCGACCGUGAGACUCAAAGUCGUGUGGUUUUGACCGUUUUGGCGAAAAAUUUCGGUGGAAUUCGUGGAAAUGAUACCGAUGAAGCUCAAGUUAUCAUUUCGAUUCAAGAUGGUAAUGAUCCUCCAGAGUUCUUGAAUCAUCUUUAUGAGGCUAGAAUAUCCGAAGGAGCCUCGAUUGGUACCAAAGUAACAAGUGUCAAGGCCGUCGAUAAAGAUGUCCGUCCACAGAAUAAUCAAUUCACCUAUUCAAUCAUCAAUGGAAAUAUCAAUCAAGCUUUUAAAGUUGAUCCACAGAGUGGACAGAUCGAAACAGCAAAAAUGCUUGAUCGGGAGACUAUUCCGACCUACAAUCUUAUUCUAGGGGCUAUUGAUACCGGGCUACCUCCUCAAACCGGUACAGCAACUGUCAAAAUUGAUCUUCUAGAUGUCAAUGAUAACGGACCAAUCUUCGAUGCUAACGGAGUUAUUGGUUAUGUUUCAGAAAAUGAACCUCCCGGAACCACUAUCAUGACCCUGUCAGCUAACGAUCCUGAUCUUCCACCAAAUGGAGGACCGUUUACCUACUAUUUGGUAGGUGGUAAACACAAGGCUAUGGUAAAUGUUGAUAAACAUUCCGGACUCAUGAAGACAACUCGAAGUAUUGAUCGUGAAGUGACUCCAAGUUUAGAGAUCAUUGUGGAAGUUGAAGAUAAUGGGAAACCAAAGAUGAAAUCUCAACAUACAAUCACUGUGAAUAUACUCGAUCAAAAUGAUAGCCCCUCGACUCCGAGAAUGGUCCAUGUUCUAUUGAACAUAUUUAAUAAUGAAAUUCCGAUUGGAAAAAUUGCCGAUGUUCAUCCGAAUGAUCCCGAUACUACUGGAGACUAUAAAUGUCGAAUUAAGCCAGAUUCGCAGGGAAGUUUGAUGGGAAUUUUGACAAUUCCGACAAAGUGUGAUCUACAUACAACACCAAAGACUUCAACUCAUGGGUAUUCCUAUUCUGUGUCAGGAAAUGAUGGAAAGCACAAUGAUGUGACUUCAACAGUGACGGUCGAAUUCAAGACCUUUGACAAUACAACAGUGGCGAAUUCGAUAACUAUCAAUGUUGACAAUAUGACAGCUGAGACAUUCCUAACGACUUAUUAUAGAAGCUUUUUGGAUACUCUCAAGUCUACUACCGAUCAGGGGGAUGAAUAUAACCUUUAUAGUAUAAGAAAUACCAUGAAUCAAACUGGUUUCCAGAUUGCUUUAGCCCUUCAGACCUCAAGUCAAAGCUAUCGAUCACCAAGGUACAUCACCGAGAGACUUAACAAGAAGUUGGAAACGUUCGAGAGACUUUUACAAGCUGCUGGAAGAGUAAAGAUUGGUUUUACACCUUGCCUGGGUAUAAACACCUGUGAUAAUGGUGGGGUCUGUAGUGAAGACUUUAGGGUCCAUGAUACAAGGUCCCUCAACAUCGUCGAUAGUCAAACGUUGAUAUUUACUGCCCCACUCGUGACUCAUGAUUUCGUGUGCAAGUGUCCGGAUGGUUAUACCGGACGUCAAUGUGAGAAACGUCAAGACCCCUGCUCUCCAAAUCCCUGUCAAGCUAAUGGUCAAUGUCGAAGGCAAGGCUAUGACUUCCAAUGUACAUGCUCACCACAUCGAGAGGGUAAAUUCUGUCAGUUGGAAAGGGGAGAUGUUUGUGCUGGCAGCCCUUGUAGAAACGGAGGGUCUUGCCGGGAGAGUCCUGAUGGAUCAUCGUUCUUCUGCCUUUGUAGACCUGGUUACCGAGGAAAUCAAUGUGAACAUAUUGCGGAUUCAUGUCGACCGAAUCCGUGUCUUCAUGGAGGCUUGUGUGUGGCACUCAAACCGGGCUACAAAUGUAGCUGUGUGGGAGGACGUUACGGAAGGCACUGUGAGAAGACAACUUUCGGGUUUGAAGAGCUUUCGUUUAUGGCUUUCCCAUCGCUUGAUGCAGCUACUAAUGACAUUUCUAUCAUCUUUGCCACGACUAAGCCUGAUGGUCUGCUCUUAUACAACUAUGGCAUUCAAAGUGGAGGAAGAUCAGACUUUGUGGCUAUUGAAGUCGUCAAAGGGAAGGCCCUAUUUUCAUUUGGUGGAGCUCGAACUGCCAUUACUACGGUCAUUGUGGGAAGUGGAUCUAAUUACACUCUUGCAAAUGGAAAAUGGCACAAGGUUACUGCCACACGAAAUGGUCGAGUGAUGUCCCUGAGUGUUGCCAAAUGUACUGAGAAUGGGGAUGUCUGUGAAGAGUGUCGACCGGGAGAUUCCAAUUGCUAUGCUGAUGAUGUUGGACCUUCAGGAACCUUGAAUUUCAAUAAACAGCCUUUAUUGGUUGGAGGUCUUUCGACAGCUGAUCCGGUCUUAGAGCGACCUGGACAGAUUCACACUGAUGAUUUGGUUGGAUGUGUCCAUAGUGUCUCGAUAAAUGGACGUCUUUUGAACAUGAGUAGUCCCCUGAAACAGAGAGGAGUCCUUCCAACUUGUAACCGAAACAACAAUGGCGGACCUUGCCAACAAGGUCUUCCAUCAGACCCGGCUUUAUCACUCUGUGGAACGUUUGGAGUCUGUAUGGAUCGAUGGCACACAGCAAUGUGUCAAUGUGGUGGAAAUCUUCUAUCACCCGAUUGCUAUAGCUCUCUAGAGCCAAUUUCAAUCUCUGAUGGAGGCUUUGUCGAGUUCAAAAUCUCUGAGAAACAUCGAAGAAUGCAACUGCUUGAUAACUUGUAUGGGGGAAAUAACGUUUGGAUGUAUGACGUCGAGUCUCGAAGGCGUCGUUUUACAGUGAAUAAUGACAAUAUCACUUCAAUGGCUCAAAUUGGUGACCCACCAAAGACCCUAAGUUUGGUUUUCCGAACUGUUCAGCAGAAUGGUAUCAUACUUUUUGCGGCAACUAAUAAACAUUUCACCUCAGUUGAGCUUAGAUCUGGAAAAUUGAUGUACAGUUCAAGACAAAGAACCUCGGUUAAUAUGACAGUUCAUGAUCCAGAGACCUUAGCCGAUGGCAAGUGGCAUAAUUUGACACUUCAUGCUUCUAAUCGGGUUUUGAGAAUCCUCAUCGAUGGUCAGAAAGUUGGUGAUGAAUUAGACUCCAAUGGAGUUCAUGAUUUCCUUGAUCCAUAUUUGACAGUUCUGUCAGUUGGUGGUGUUCGUAGGGAAUUCUUGCAACAAGAAACAAUGCCUGCAAGUUUUGAAGGUUGUUUGGCAAAUUUUACCAUCAACAAUGAAGUCCAACCUUUCAAUGGUUCUGGAAGUGUCUUCAAUGAGGUUCUUUCCAGGGGAAAAGUCUUUCAAGGUUGUGUCGGAGUUCUGGGUAUUGGAGCAGCUCAAGUUGCAGACCCUCUAAGCAUUGGAAUAACCUUAGUUAUUGUAUUCUUCGUCAUUCUCCUGGUGGCCAUUUUGGUAUCAUUCGUAGUAUUUCGAUUUCGAAAACAACAAAAAGAGAAAAGUGGUGGUCCUGGGGGAGCUCCAGGCCUUCAAAGUAAACAAAAUGGAGGAUCAACAAUGCUUGGUAGUUCCGGACUUGGAGGAAAUAAUGGCGACUGCGUUAUGGCACGAGGCCUACAUUCCAAUGAUCCCAGUGUUGGAUAUCAUGGAGACAAUGGAGAUCUAAUUCGUGGAGUUGGUGGCCAUCAUAUGGUUGGACCGGAAUUGAUAUCGAAGAAAUACAAAGAACGAGAAAUUGGUCCUGGGGAACAUCAGCGGCCACAAAGACCUGAUAUCAUUGAACGAGAAGUCGUGAGUAAAAGUCCACCAUUGCGGGAUGAGCAUCAUCCACCGAUUCCACCACCAAGUCAAUCACAUCAUCCUCAUGACCAUCCUGGAUCAGUCGACUUAGGUUCCGAGUUUCCAGAGCAUUAUGAUCUAGAAAAUGCAAGUUCCAUAGCUCCAUCUGAUAUUGACAUAGUUUAUCAUUACAAAGGCUAUCGAGAAGCUGGAGGUGUUCGAAAGUAUAAAGCAACUCCUCCACCUGUAGCUUCUUACACCCAUCACAAGCAUCAAGCAUCUCCAGCUCAGCAACAGCAUAGGCAUUCUCCACACCAUGGAGGGCCUUAUGCACCAAGAGUUCCACCACAAGCUAGUCAGCCUCCACCAUCCAGCACACCACGUCCCCAUCAAAGCACUCCACUGGCGAGGCUUUCACCAAGCUCUGAAUUGAGCUCCCAACAGCCACGCAUCCUCACUUUGCAUGACAUAUCAGGGAAACCUCUGCAAAGUGCCCUGCUAGCAACAACUUCCAGCUCGGGAGGUGUUGGCAAAGAUGCCCUGCAUAGCAAUAGUGAGAGAAGUCUCAAUAGUCCUGUAAUGUCACAACUUUCUGGACAAAGUUCCAGUGCUAGCCGACAAAAGCCUGUCGUGCCACCUCAGUCAACUCCCCAGGCUCCCAUGGGUCUGACAGCUGAAGAAAUAGAGCGUCUAAAUGUCAGACCGCGGACUUCGAGUCUCGUAUCGACUCUCGAUGCAGUUUCAAGUAGCAGUGAAGCUCCCCGAGUGCCUGGCGGUGCUCAUCAUCUCUCCCUCGGUGUCCAUCAUUCUGCUGAUGUUGAUGCCCACAGUUCCACAUCGACAGAUGAGAGUGGCAACGAUAGUUUCACAUGUUCCGAGAUAGAAUAUGACAACAAUAGCAUUAGUGGAGAUAAGUACACAAAAAGUGGUGGCGAAGAUGAUCGUCGUGGCAAUGAGAGUGUCACGAAUUCCAACAAAGCACCGCCCAUGCCACCGCCUUCAUACGACGGAUUUGAUUCUUCGUUCCGAGGUUCCCUUAGCACUCUAGUCGCUUCCGAUGAUGAUCUAUCCACACAUAUGGGUGGCAUGUAUCGUCAGCCAAAUGGUGCUGCUUCCCCAUCUACAACAACUUUGGGAUGGGAUUACCUCCUUAAUUGGGGUCCAAAUUUUGAAAGUCUGAUGGGUGUGUUCAAGGACAUUGCUGAACUUCCCGAUUCGGUGGGAGAACAUCAUCCGCCUUCGCUGCGAAUACCAGCUGGUGUACAAAAAGCUUCUGAAGAAUAUGUGUAGAAUGAUGCCAAUUUGAAAAAUGUUUGUAUAUAUAAAAAAAAAAAAACCAUAAUUUUAAAAAACCACAUAAGCUGUUUUGUAUUAUUCUAGAUUAGAAUCAUAUUAAUUUAGUAUUUAGCAUAGACAUCAACCAAUUGUUGAUAUUUUUUAAUGAAUUUUUGUAAUAAUUAAUUAAUUUUUGGGCUUCCAUUGACAAAUCCAAAACACACACAAUGAACAAAAUAGAUAUUUUAAUAAAAAAUAAAUAAAUAACAAUCCUUAUUCAUAGUUUUAAAGUUAAUAAAAAAUAAUAAAUAAUUGUGAAUCACCUUGUAUCAAGGUUCAAAUCCUAAAUACAUUAAAAACCAACAAUAACCAUAAUAAAGAAAAAAAAAAGGU
This is a messenger RNA of Episyrphus balteatus (marmalade hoverfly), 16056 nucleotides long. RefSeq names its product cadherin-related tumor suppressor (gene ft). Gene Ontology annotation, molecular function: calcium ion binding; cadherin binding. Gene Ontology annotation, biological process: homophilic cell-cell adhesion. Gene Ontology annotation, cellular component: plasma membrane; catenin complex. The transcript has 8 exons. The record is from RefSeq and is a predicted model, not a curated record. NCBI's taxonomy places the organism in Eukaryota, Metazoa, Arthropoda, Insecta, Diptera, Syrphidae. The coding region runs from base 211 to 15678 and encodes 5155 amino acids.